GACCGCAACUGCGGGACCGCAAUGGCGCACGGGACUUUGCGUGGUACGUGUCGCUCUUUGACGAGGCAGCGCAGCACAUGGUGAACACGGGGGGAAGCGCGGUGACAGGCGAGGUGUCCAGCACGCUGCACACAAGCUCAGGCGUGGUGCUGCGAGGCCACGUGGACGACAGGCACACGGUGCCGGAGCUGCUACACCUGGUGCUGCCCAGGAGCAAGUUCAUUGUCAUUCUCAGGAACCCCGUCGACCGGUUCUUCUCCGAGUUUAACCUCGCUGCCGUUGUCAACCCCUCGCCCUCCGUGCCCAGGGACUUUCAUAAAUACCGUGUUGGAGGAUGA
Closterium sp. Naga37s-1 is the source of this 338-nucleotide messenger RNA. NCBI's taxonomy places the organism in Eukaryota, Viridiplantae, Streptophyta, Zygnematophyceae, Desmidiales, Closteriaceae. The record is from the annotation of a GenBank genome assembly.